This is a messenger RNA of Elgaria multicarinata webbii, 1878 nucleotides long. RefSeq names its product IL2 inducible T cell kinase (gene ITK). The coding region runs from base 1 to 1878 and encodes 625 amino acids. The record is from RefSeq and is a predicted model, not a curated record. Gene Ontology annotation, biological process: NK T cell differentiation; B cell receptor signaling pathway; protein phosphorylation. Gene Ontology annotation, molecular function: ATP binding; non-membrane spanning protein tyrosine kinase activity; protein binding. Gene Ontology annotation, cellular component: plasma membrane. NCBI's taxonomy places the organism in Eukaryota, Metazoa, Chordata, Lepidosauria, Squamata, Anguidae. The transcript has 18 exons.
AUGAACAACAGUGUUCUACUUCAAGAAGAGCUGAUCAAAAAGUCCCAGCAAAAGAGAAGGACCUCUCCCUCCAACUUUAAAGUUCGAUUCUUUGUUUUAACGAAAUCAAGGCUGGCAUAUUUUGAACAUCGCUCUGGGAAAAAAAGAAUUCUAAAGGGCUCUAUUGAAUUGUCCAAGAUCAAAUGCGUAGAAAUGGUGAAAAGUGACAUCACUAUUCCAUGUCACUAUAAAUAUCCUUUCCAGAUUUUUCAUGACAGCUAUGUGCUGUAUGUGUUUGCUCCCAGCCAAGCAAGCUGUCAGAAAUGGGUGUUGACUCUGAAAGAAGAAACUAGGAACAACAACAAUUUGGUGACAAAGUUUCACCCAAAUUUUUGGAUGGACGGACGAUGGAGAUGUUGCUCUCAAGCAGAAAAGCUGGCAACCGGCUGUGUGGAAUAUGUUCCAGCCAAGACUGUCUCCAAGAAACCUCUUCCUCCAACUCCAGGGAAUAACGGGAUUUCAGAAAUCUGGCACUCGUUUAUACAUCCAGAUGAAACUCCAGUAAUUGCCAUUUAUGACUACAGUGCCCAGAAUCCCCAAGAGCUGCCAUUACGGUGCAAUGAAGAAUAUUAUGUUAUUGACAGCUCUGAAGUCCACUGGUGGUUGGUUCAGGAUAAAAAUGGCCAUGAAGGAUAUGUGCCAAGCAGCUAUGUGGUAGAAAAAUCACCAGAAAAUCUGCAAAUAUAUGAAUGGUACAACAAGAGCAUCAGCAGAAACAAGGCAGAAGCACUGCUCAAAGAAGAGAGCAAGGAAGGGGCCUUCAUGGUGAGAGAUUCGAGGCAACCCGGCACAUAUACAGUCUCUGUCUUCACAAAAGCUUUAAGCAAUGACAAUAACCCAGUUAUAAAACAUUAUCACAUCAAGGAGACAAGCGACAGCCCCAAGAGGUAUUACCUGGCAGAGAAGCAUGUUUUUGACACUGUCCCAGAACUGAUCAAUUAUCACCAGCACAACGCAGGAGGUCUUGUUACACGUUUGCGGUAUGCUGUUUCCUCCUGGAGAGAAAAGUCCCCUAUAACUGCUGGGUUAAGCUAUGGAAAAUGGAUGAUAAAUCCUCAAGAGCUGACAUUUGAGCAGGAGAUUGGUAUUGGUCAGUUUGGGGUGGUGCAUCUUGGCUACUGGCUUGACAGGAUGAAAGUGGCCAUCAAGACCAUUCGCCCAGGAGAAAUGUCAGAAGAAGACUUUAUUGAGGAGGCCCAAGUCAUGAUGAAGCUGUCUCAUCCCAAAUUAGUCCAGCUGCAUGGGAUAUGCAUGCAACAAGCUCCCAUGUGUCUAGUGUUCGAGUUCAUGGAGUAUGGAUGUCUGUCUGAUUACCUAAAGGGCCAGCGGGGGAGCUUCUCAAAGGAAGACCUCCUGGGAAUGUGCCAAGACGUGUGUGAAGGAAUGGCUUAUCUGGAGCAGGCGUCUGUCAUCCACAGAGACCUGGCUGCUCGAAAUUGUUUGGUUGGAGAAUUCCAAGUUGUCAAAGUGUCUGAUUUUGGAAUGUCACGGUAUGUUCUUGACGAUCAAUAUACCAGCUCCAUGGGCACCAAAUUCCCCAUCAGGUGGUCAGCACCGGAGGUUUUCUCCUACAGCCGGUAUAGCACCAAAUCUGAUGUCUGGUCAUUUGGAGUAUUGAUGUGGGAGAUAUUCAGUGAAGGCAAGAUGCCCUAUGAGAGCAAGACCAAUGGAGAAGUUGUGGAAGAAAUCAGUGCUGGUGCCCGUCUGUAUAAACCCAGACUAGCCUCCAAUGCUCUUUACAAACUCAUGAGACAUUGCUGGAAUGAGAAGCAAGACGACAGACCACCCUUCUCUAUCCUGCUCUACCAGCUCAAUGAACUCUCUGAAACUGAUCUUUAA